Molecule: messenger RNA, 1067 nt
Organism: Carcharodon carcharias (great white shark)
Lineage: Eukaryota; Metazoa; Chordata; Chondrichthyes; Lamniformes; Lamnidae
Gene: ypel5
Product: yippee-like 5
Exons: 4
Coding region: 131-682 (183 amino acids)
Source: RefSeq, a predicted model, not a curated record
GCGGACGCGGGAGGAAGAAGCUCGCUCAGUGUACGAAUCGACAGGGACUGGAACAGUUCUGGAAUCCAGGGAAUUCUGGAAGUUCACAGCCACUGCAUCCACUAUCUCUGCAACCACUUCUUAAAAACCAAUGAUGCAGCUUACCUGGUCUGGGUUUAACCUGUCAUCAUCAUCUCCACCUCUGUCAAAUCUGCCUCGAUCUCCAUCUCUCCAAGGAAAACAGCCUCAGCUUCUUCAACCCAACCUUGGAGCUCAAAUUCCCCCAUCCCUGGAACCAUUCAGAUCCUACUUGAGCACAAUUCCAAGGCUGGGAAUCAUGGGCAGAAUUUUCCUUGACCAUAUCGGAGGCACCCGACUCUUCUCCUGUGCAAAUUGUGACACCAUCCUGACAAAUCGCUCAGAACUGAUCUCCACACGCUUCACAGGAGCCACAGGAAGAGCCUUCCUCUUUAACAAGGUGGUGAAUCUGCAGUACAGUGAGGUGCAGGACCGGGUGAUGCUGACAGGUCGACACAUGGUGAGAGAUGUGAGCUGCAAGAACUGCAACAGUAAGCUGGGCUGGAUCUACGAGUUUGCAACUGAGGACAGUCAGCGAUACAAGGAAGGGAGAGUGAUCCUGGAACGAGCUUUGGUGCGUGAGAGCGAGGGCUUUGAAGAGCAUGUUCCCUCUGACACUUCCUGAGGAGGAACAUCUUCAUUGAUAACUUUCUGUUCUUUUUCCGAAAGGAAAAAAUACUUUUUAUUUUAAAAAGAAGUAACUUCUCUCUCGUGUACAGUGUCACUUUAGCAUCAAGUUGGGCCUUGUGUUGUAAAUUGAGAGAUCGGAAAGUGUGUCUCUCUUCCUAAACAGUGCUUUUAACUCCCAGUAUCUACUUAUCUAUAGGGGAAAAGGAGUCCUGCAAUGCUCAGCUUUUAUUUAAUUUUUUUAAGUAAAUUUCCUUGCUCUUUGUAAUGUGCUGAGUUCCAGCUCGCCUUUGCUUGUAGGUCUUGCUGUAUGUGACUAAGGGAAGGGUUUAACCACAUGAGUUGGAACAGAGUGAGCUGACAGUACAGUGGGAGGGUGCGGC